Thlaspi arvense is the source of this 477-nucleotide messenger RNA. Lineage: Eukaryota; Viridiplantae; Streptophyta; Magnoliopsida; Brassicales; Brassicaceae. The record is from the annotation of a GenBank genome assembly.
AUCACGUUACCUAGAUUCGAUAACACCGAGCUGAUAAAGGGAUACAAUCGUACUCUUAUUGGCCGCAUCGGUCAAGCAAUUGGGAUAGUGAAGCAAGUGGAUUUGGAUGGAGGCAGGGUACAAAUCGACAAUGAUCGCUUCAAAGCGAUUGUUUUCGAAACGACGGUAGAGUUCCACAGCGGUGAAGAGACCACUAUUAAUCUACGGUAUGAGCGCCUACAUGGAUAUUGCCGGGAAUGUAUGAGCCUUUGCCAUGAAUCCAGCAGAUGCCUAUCACUGUUACCGAAGAGGGAAAGAAGAGAGGAGACGCAGUAUUUUGAGGACAAACAAGAUGGGGGUGCAAAGAGCUAUAAAGGAGCCCUUGGAGGUUCUGGAGAAAGUACAAAGGAUAAACUAGAUCAGCAAAGAUCGCAAGGAGAUUCCUCCAAAGGGAAAGGCAAGAUGGUGGAGAGUCGGGAAGAGAAUAGAGCCACUUGA